Zasmidium cellare ATCC 36951 is the source of this 711-nucleotide messenger RNA. RefSeq lists its product as uncharacterized. NCBI's taxonomy places the organism in Eukaryota, Fungi, Ascomycota, Dothideomycetes, Mycosphaerellales, Mycosphaerellaceae. The record is from RefSeq and is a predicted model, not a curated record. The coding region runs from base 1 to 711 and encodes 236 amino acids. The transcript has 2 exons.
AUGAUGAACUCCAAGUUCGCACUCGCGACAGUGUCUCUCAGCCUGUUCGCCUCUCUAGCCACAGCCCUCUCCUACUGUUCGACCUUCAACAUCCCACAAUGGGAAUGCGACGUCUGCGGCAGCCAGAUCGCCAGCAGUGGCCGCAUCCAAUGCUCCCCCUUCAACGCUACGUUCGACGACCUCCCACCUAACCAACCCGUAGGCAUCUACAAAUCCGCCGACUGGCACAACUUCGAGACCGUAAACGUUGACAGCACCACUCCAUCCAUCCCUCACGUCCACCCCUACUCGCUACCGAACUUCGCUCGUCUCGCCUCCGGUAAGAAAGGGAUCGUCACUUUCGGCUACACGAACGGCACAGAGCCCGGCGGUCCAUGGCAGUACCCCCUUGGGAAUCUCUACUCUUUCCACUGCGCCUGCGCCCUGCACGCCUCCCAGCUAGUCCCUGCACCUUGCAACAUCCAUGUGACUGCGAAGUGUGUGCCGACGGGUUCUGUAAUUAAUGGACCGGAGAAGGACUUUGAUUACGAUGUCAGCUAUACGCCCUCUGAAGCUGUGUAUGGGACGUUGGCGUUCCACCAGGGUGACCCAGCGAGGGACGCGGGAUAUAUCUGCUCGAAUUAUACGUUGACGGCGAAGAGUGCGGUUGGGGUGGAGGUGGAUCUGCUUGUGGACGAUGUGUUGUAUAGGACGUGGAGGCAGGGGUUCUGA